Candidozyma haemuli is the source of this 570-nucleotide messenger RNA. RefSeq lists its product as uncharacterized. The record is from RefSeq and is a predicted model, not a curated record. The coding region runs from base 1 to 570 and encodes 189 amino acids. The transcript has a single exon. NCBI's taxonomy places the organism in Eukaryota, Fungi, Ascomycota, Pichiomycetes, Serinales, Metschnikowiaceae.
AUGUUCCGUCAAUUGACUUCUCUUUCACGUACUGCGGCUGUGUCUAGACACAUUGCCCCAACCGUCUCCUCCCGUGCAUUCACUGUGUCCCUAGCCUCCAGAAAGUCUGUGGUUGACACUGCUAAGGAUGUCUUGGAGAAGGCCAACAAGAAGACCGGUGAGUUUUUGGCUGGAACCAUUGAGUCCACCGAGAAGGUUGCUCCUACCGGUGAGAACAUCAAGAACGCUGCUGAGACCGUUAACAAGAAGACUGGUGAUGUCUUGGCUGACGGUAUCGAAAAGACCGAGAAAGCUGCUUCCAACGUCAAGGAGCUGGUUGACAACACUGACGUUAACGUCGACAUCAAGGGCGCCGCCGAGAAGGUGAACAAGGCCACUGGCGAGAAGUUGUCUGAGGGUAUCCACAAGGCUGAGGGUGCUGCUCACCAGGCUAAGGAUGCUGCUUCCAAUGUUAAGGAAGAGGUCCACGCUAAGGCCAAGGUCGAGGCUAACACCAAGGGUUACCAGGACCUCCAAGACAAGGGCGCCAAGGUUGAGACCGAGCAGAACCGUCCUGAUGACGCUGUCUAA